GGGAGGAGGGAGCCAAAGUGGCAUAGCGAGUAUUGCAUAACCUAAAGAAAGGUGGUCUGAGGGCGGGUGCCGCUAUCACAACCAUGUAAAGUCCUGACUCGAAAUUUGAAAAGAGGCUGAGAAGAAUGAAGAACGCCUGCGACAAACCAAAAUGAAACAAACAAAUUUACGAAACAUACGAAAACUCAGAGGCAACGAGCGCUCUGUCCCGAGCGCUCUCCCCGAGGAUCACUCAUAUCCCUCCAGUCCCAUUUCGAACAGCGAAGAAGACGAAGAUGACGAGACGAUGCGCAAGUCGGUGAAGGGCACCGCGAUGGGCGCGCGAUGCGGAGGUGUCGUCAAUGGCAUGCGAUGCAGACAUGUCGUCGAUGAGCGCGCGAUACAGACGUGUCGUCGUCGCGCUAAGCGUCGGUGUUGUCAUGGUCGUUCACCAGUAAUGCAACUGCGCACUGAAAGCUCGACUCUUGCUUACUCCCCGAACCCAAUCCAAUUCAGCACCGGUCCUAUCUUGCCAGAGAUCCUGACAUACAGAUCAAAGGUUUCUCGAGGCAGAUAG
This is a messenger RNA of Stereum hirsutum FP-91666 SS1, 556 nucleotides long. RefSeq lists its product as uncharacterized. The transcript is spliced from 2 exons. The record is from RefSeq and is a predicted model, not a curated record. The coding region runs from base 152 to 556 and encodes 134 amino acids. Lineage: Eukaryota; Fungi; Basidiomycota; Agaricomycetes; Russulales; Stereaceae.